CGCGGAGCACGCAGGGCACGCAGGGGCGGCGGAGUCGACGCUCCCAGCCGUGGGCUUCCUUGCCCUAGUCGCGCGGUCUCGCGAGAUUUGGGAGUAAACAGCCCCGAAUGGAGAGCCGAGGCGUGUUCGCCGCUGAGGCGCCGUUAUCUCGGGCCCGCCGGACCCGGGCUUGAGACGCCCCAGAUUGGCUCACAGAGUGACUGAUCAGCUCUGUCGGACUUUGGUUCUGUGGCGCAAAUGGAGUAUAGGACUCAGUUGUCUCGGCCUGAGUGAGAGAAGCCUCAUGUCCAAGAUGGAGAAGAAGCGGAGAAAGAAAUGAAAGCCUCUUUUCAGGCCAAGCCACUAAAGGCCAUGGGAUUUAACUUUUAUUUACGUUGGACAAGACUGUAAGAUGGCUGAUCAGCAAUGUUGCAGUUUUUAGCCGAAACAAAAAUUCACUUUUAAUCAAGGAAGAAAAGUGUGAUUCGAAUUUGUGCAAUUUUAUGACCAUAUUCACUUGUGACCAUGAAGCUUGUCAACAUCUGGCUGCUUCUGCUAGUGGUUUUGCUCUGUGGGAAGAAACAUCUGGGUGACAGACUGGAAAAGAAAUCUUUUGAAAAGGCCCCAUGCCCUGGCUGUUCCCACCUGACUUUGAAGGUGGAAUUCUCAUCGACAGUUGUGGAAUAUGAAUAUAUUGUGGCUUUCAAUGGAUACUUUACAGCCAAAGCUAGGAAUUCAUUUAUUUCCAGUGCCCUGAAGAGCAGUGAAGUAGACAGUUGGAGAAUUAUACCUCGAAACAAUCCAUCCAGUGACUACCCUAGUGAUUUUGAGGUGAUUCAGAUAAAAGAAAAGCAGAAAGCGGGGCUGCUGACGCUUGAAGAUCAUCCAAACAUCAAACGGGUAACACCCCAGCGGAAAGUCUUUCGUUCCCUCAAGUAUGCUGAGUCUGACCCCAUAGUGCCCUGCAAUGAAACCCGAUGGAGCCAGAAGUGGCAGUCAUCUCGUCCCCUGCGAAGAGCCAGUCUCUCCCUGGGCUCUGGCUUCUGGCAUGCUACAGGGAGGCAUUCGAGUAGACGGUUGCUGAGAGCCAUUCCACGCCAGGUUGCGCAGACACUGCAGGCAGAUGUGCUUUGGCAGAUGGGGUAUACAGGUGCUAAUGUAAGAGUUGCUGUUUUUGACACUGGGCUGAGCGAGAAGCAUCCCCACUUCAAAAAUGUGAAGGAGAGAACCAACUGGACCAACGAGCGAACCCUGGACGAUGGGUUGGGCCAUGGCACAUUUGUGGCAGGUGUGAUAGCCAGUAUGAGGGAAUGCCAAGGAUUUGCUCCAGAUGCAGAACUUCAUAUUUUCAGGGUCUUUACCAAUAAUCAGGUAUCUUAUACAUCUUGGUUUUUGGACGCCUUCAACUAUGCCAUCUUGAAGAAGAUUGAUGUGCUGAACCUCAGCAUCGGCGGUCCCGACUUCAUGGAUCAUCCCUUUGUUGACAAGGUAUGGGAGUUAACAGCUAACAAUGUGAUCAUGGUUUCUGCAAUCGGCAACGAUGGACCUCUUUAUGGCACGCUGAAUAACCCUGCUGAUCAGAUGGAUGUGAUUGGAGUAGGCGGCAUUGACUUUGAAGAUAACAUCGCUCGCUUUUCUUCAAGGGGAAUGACAACCUGGCCAGGUGGUGUCCUGGGGUGUCUUCUCCUUCUGGCCGCAAAUGCUUCAUUUCCCCCCAGCACAGUCCAGAAACGUGAGCUGGUGAAUCCUGCCAGUAUGAAGCAGGCCCUGAUCGCGUCAGCCCGGAGGCUUCCUGGUGUCAACAUGUUUGAGCAAGGCCAUGGCAAGCUUGAUCUGCUCAGAGCCUAUCAGAUCCUCAACAGCUACAAACCACAGGCAAGUUUGAGCCCCAGCUACAUAGAUCUGACUGAAUGUCCCUACAUGUGGCCCUACUGCUCCCAACCCAUCUACUAUGGAGGAAUGCCAACAAUUGUUAAUGUCACCAUCCUCAACGGCAUGGGAGUCACGGGAAGGAUUGUAGAUAAGCCUGACUGGCAGCCCUAUUUGCCACAGAAUGGAGACAACAUCGAAGUCGCUUUCUCUUACUCCUCAGUGUUAUGGCCGUGGUCAGGCUACCUGGCCAUCUCCAUUUCUGUGACCAAGAAAGCGGCUUCCUGGGAAGGCAUCGCUCAGGGCCAUGUCAUGAUCACCGUGGCUUCCCCAGCAGAGACGGAAUCAAAAAAUGGUGCAGAACAGACUUCAACGGUGAAGCUCCCGAUUAAGGUGAAGAUAAUUCCUACUCCCCCACGGAACAAGAGAGUUCUCUGGGAUCAGUACCACAAUCUCCGCUAUCCGCCUGGCUACUUCCCCAGAGAUAACUUAAGGAUGAAGAAUGACCCUUUGGACUGGAACGGUGAUCACAUCCACACAAACUUCAGGGACAUGUACCAGCAUUUGAGAAGCAUGGGCUACUUCGUGGAAGUCCUCGGCUCCCCCUUCACGUGUUUUGACGCCAAUCAGUAUGGAACUUUGCUCAUGGUGGACAGUGAGGAGGAGUACUUCCCUGAAGAGAUCGCCAAGUUGAGAAGGGAUGUGGACAAUGGCCUUUCUCUCGUUGUCUUCAGUGACUGGUACAACACUUCUGUUAUGAGAAAAGUGAAGUUUUAUGAUGAAAACACAAGGCAGUGGUGGAUGCCGGAUACUGGAGGAUCCAAUAUCCCAGCUCUGAAUGAGCUGCUGUCUGUGUGGAAUAUGGGGUUCAGCGACGGCCUGUACGAAGGAGAGUUUACCUUGGCAAACCACGACAUGUAUUAUGCAUCAGGGUGCAGUAUCGCUAAGUUUCCAGAAGAUGGCAUAGUGAUAACACAGACUUUUAAGGACCAAGGAUUGGAAGUUUUAAAGCAGGAAACGGCAGUUGUUGAAAAUGUCCCCAUUUUGGGACUUUAUCAGAUUCCAGCCGAGAGUGGAGGCCGGAUUGUACUGUAUGGAGACUCCAAUUGCUUGGAUGACAGUCACCGACAGAAGGACUGCUUUUGGCUCCUGGAUGCCCUCCUUCAGUACACGUCCUACGGGGUGACACCUCCCAGCCUCAGUCAUUCUGGGGACCGGCAGCGCCCUCCCAGCGGAGUGGGCUCCAUCACUCCAGAGAGGAUGGAAGGAAACCAUCUUCAUCGGUACUCCAAGGUUCUUGAGGCCCAUCUGGGAGAUCCAAAACCUCGGCCUCUGCCAGCCUGUCCACACUUGUCUUGGGCCAAGCCACAACCUUUAAACGAGACAGCACCCAGUAAUCUUUGGAAACAUCAAAAGUUACUCUCCAUUGACCUGGACAAAGUGGUGUUACCCAACUUCCGAUCGAAUCGCCCUCAAGUGAGACCAUUGUCCCCUGGAGAAAGUGGCGCCUGGGACAUUCCUGGAGGGAUAAUGCCUGGCCGCUACAACCAGGAGGUGGGCCAGACCAUUCCUGUCUUUGCCUUCCUGGGAGCGAUGGUGGUCCUGGCCUUCUUCGUGGUACAAAUCAACAAAGCCAAGAGUAGGCCGAAGCGGAGGAAGCCCAGGGUCAAGCGCCCACAGCUCAUGCAGCAGGUUCACCCACCAAAGACUCCUUCCGUGUGACCGUCAGACUGGCCGACUUGAGCCAAGGAGCGCCUGCGGGGACGGCUCAGGUGGGCAGGCAGAGCUGUGGAGAGCUUCCCUGGGAGCCGCCUGUUUCAAAGGGAUCCAGUUUCCAGCUGCAGGUUUGUUAGAGGCCAUUCUAAAUGAGCUUCCCUCCUGUGGUGGUGGGAGGAUCUCGUGGCCGUGGGCCCCGCAGGAGGGACUCUGUGACUGAGCCUCGAGUGAGACACCGAGCAGCUGCGAGCACCAAAGACUCGGAGCACGAGGAAGGCUGACUGGGCCCUUCGGACCUGAGAGGAAGGAUGGACUUUUUAAACAAAUGAAACAACCUGACCAAGCUAAGAUAUGCUUGUUAAAGGCUAUUUUCUAUAUUUAUUGUUGGGAAAAAGUCACUUUAAAGACUUGUACUAUUUGGAAACAAAGCUAUUUUUUUUUGUCAAUGGAAUGCAGUUUUUUACUAUUACAUCAUGAGGAAUGACACAGAUUCCAUAAUCUACUUUUUGAUGAAAGGACAGACUGAGAUUUGAAGGAAACUUGCACAAAUCUGUGAAACAUAGACCUUUGCUUUAUUUUUAUAAAUAUCAACUGCCAUCAUGUUUUGUAAUUUGGGGUCUUGAUUUCACCAUUGUCGGUGAAGAGAAUUUUCAAUAAAUAUGUACUCCCUGUAUGAAGCU
This is a messenger RNA of Propithecus coquereli (Coquerel's sifaka), 4244 nucleotides long. RefSeq names its product membrane-bound transcription factor peptidase, site 1 (gene MBTPS1). The coding region runs from base 505 to 3570 and encodes 1021 amino acids. The record is from RefSeq and is a predicted model, not a curated record. The transcript is spliced from 23 exons. Gene Ontology annotation, molecular function: serine-type endopeptidase activity. Gene Ontology annotation, cellular component: Golgi apparatus. NCBI's taxonomy places the organism in Eukaryota, Metazoa, Chordata, Mammalia, Primates, Indriidae. Gene Ontology annotation, biological process: proteolysis.